Messenger RNA from Funneliformis geosporum, 718 nucleotides. The record is from the annotation of a GenBank genome assembly. Lineage: Eukaryota; Fungi; Glomeromycota; Glomeromycetes; Glomerales; Glomeraceae.
AUGCCUGAAUUACCCGAAGUUGAAACUGUUCGCCAAAUUUUAAUAAGUUCCGGGAUAAUUAAUCAAACUAUUCAUAAAUUAGAAAUUUUUAAUAGUAAAUUAAUUAAGGGAACAACUGAAAAAGAAUUUAUUGAUUUAUUAUUAGGACAAACUAUUCACAAAUUAGAGAGAAAAGAAGAAAGUUUGCUUACUCUAGAACAGAAGGAAUCAAUUAGUUUAAUCUUUUUCCUGAGCAAUGGAAAGAAGUUAAUUUAUUGUGAUGCACGUCGCUUUGGAAAUUUUCGCUUACAACCGUUAGUGGAUUAUCGGCAAUUAAAGCCAUAUAAAGAUAUUGGGGUUGAUUUGCUGAAUGAGCCGGUAGAUACUCAAUAUUUAUUUACUCAAUACCAAAAACGUAAAGUUCCUAUUAAAAUUGCUUUGCUAGAACAAAAUAUUAUUAGUGGGAUUGGUAAUAUUUAUGCUUCGGAAAUACUUUUUACCACUAAAAUCCACCCCUUAAAAAAAACUCAUGAACUUACUUAUUUAGAAAUAGAAAAAAUAGUUUCAGUAGCCCAGUCUAUUUUGAAAGAAGCCUUAAAAUUAGGAGGAACUUCGGCCUUUGAUUUUAUUAAUCCCUUAGCUCAAAAAGGUGAUUACCAAACUAAAUUAAAAGUUUAUGCUCGGGCUAAAAAACCUUGUUAUGUUUGUGGUAAUUUGAUCGAAAGCAAGGAAAUCAAUA